Adineta steineri is the source of this 1002-nucleotide messenger RNA. The record is from the annotation of a GenBank genome assembly. Lineage: Eukaryota; Metazoa; Rotifera; Eurotatoria; Adinetida; Adinetidae.
AUGGUACAACGAGAUUCUUAUCAGAUAUUUGAUCGUUCACCAAUAUCAGCUGUAAUAAUUAAAGUAAAACAACCGUCAUAUUGUUCAAAUAAUUCUAUUGAAAUACUUCAUUUGUUCAAUUAUACUUGUUCAAAAACUUUAUUUGAUGUCAAUGAUUUUAUUGUACCGGCAACAGAAAAUUCUGCUGUAUCAAUAACAACACGAAUUGUCGAUAUUGAACAUAUAUUAGAACGUUGUGAUAAUACAAUACUUAACCAUACUUCCGAAUAUUCAUCAAAACAUCAAUGUCAUCAUCGAUCACGUUGUAUUUUACCACCAUUUUAUCGUCAUGAACCUGAUAAUAAAAAACUAUUUAAAAAAAACUAUGGAUUAUGUUGGUUUAAAUCACCAACACGUACAAGAUUUAAUUAUGAAGCACUCGAUUACACAAUAUUUAUAAAACAUUUUGUUGAAUUUCCUCAAUUAGAUCUUAUUCGACAUAAUCUUUUAUCUGAUCGUAUCACAAAAGAUUAUUUAGAUACAUGUGAAUAUGAUCCAAAUGAUCAUCCAUUAUGUCCAAAAUUUCGUAUUUUAAAAAUCUUACAAAUGGUUGAAAGUAAUUCAAGUGAAUAUGAAUUCAUGUUUUAUUAUGGUUCAUUAAUCGAAAUAAAAAUUAGUUGGAAAUGUGAUCUUGAUCGACCUAUGAAAUAUUGUGAACCUAUUUAUGAAUUUGUACGUUUAGAUGUUAAACCCUAUGAAGAAAAUCCAUAUCAUCCAGGUUCAACAUUUCUUGUAUCUCGACAUUUUUUUGAACCAAAUACUAGUCAACUUCAUCGUUUACAUACGCAUAUUUAUAAUUUACAUAUUGUCGUUUCUGUUACCGGUGAAGCAGGUAGAUUUGAUUUAUUUCAAACAACAACAAGUAUCGGUUCAUUUCUUGGAAUAUUUGGUACAGGAGCAAUUGUUUGCGAUCUUUUCGCUACAUUUGUUACUAAUUUUAAACGAGUCAGAUACGAGCGAUAA